AUUUUUUCUCAAAAUUUAGAUAAUAUCUUCAACCUGCUUUCACCCUUUUCCUCGCUGCAGAUCCAGUGAACACGUCAAGAUUUAUUUCGGAAGGUUAUUUCUGGUCUCAUCUCAGUAGUGCUGAACCUUUAUAUAUCUCAGGAGAUAAGCAACGAGAACACAAGACUUCGGCAAAUUGCGGCAACGAGUUAGAGUCAAAGGAGAGUUGGAGACAAAAAGGACGGACAGUUCCAUAAUCACGCGUUUAUUUUCAUCUUCUCAAUUUCGUUCCUACCUUCAUCGUUGAACCAAUCCAAGAAAAACUGGGCAAGCCCUAAGUCAUCUCCGAAAUCGCAGAGGAACUUUUGGAAGUAGCGCCUCAUCCAGUUAAUCGUGCACAGGGUUUGGGGUUCUCUAUGUUCCACAGUUGUUUGCAGGUUGGAGUUGCUUCUUUAAGUUCGCCUUGAUCAUGUCCGGGUUUCAAAGGAUCGUCGUACUUGCUUGCCUUUCUGUAUCUCUUUUAUCGCUUAAAGCGUGAGAUUAGACUUUUCUCAGGAAUUUUUAAGAUUUUUAAUAGUUUGGAUUUGUUCAUACGCUGUGCUGUAACAGUAAUUGGAUUCAUAAGGAGUUUUUUUACCUUGGAAGCGGGAUUAAAACCAGGAACCCUAUAUUUUUAGUCUGGAUUGUAGUUUAAUUGCUUUUCCUGAAGGCCGGGGUGAGUGAUAGCUGGUUUAGGGUUAUUCUGAAUGAAUAUGAAGCCGAUUGUAAAGGCUAGAGCUAAUGAGAACAUGGUUGAUUUCUUCCCUCCAACCCCAAGGAAGGAUCUUCCGUACGGCUUCAUGAAGCUGGCCUGCGGAUUGGUUCUGUUCAUGGCUGGAACAGUUUUGGGCAUGGCAAUGAGAGCCCAGUUCAAUUGGUACUUCACAUCCCACACCGAACUCUUCUUCCCUGAGAAAAUUUACUCUGCUGAUUGUGAACGAGAAACUAUGAUCCUAAAAUACUUUGUUAAGCCAAUCCAUUUGAUGCAUAAGAUGACAGAUGAUGAACUUUUUUGGAGGGCGACACUGCUACCCAAGGUUCAAGAGUAUCCAUUCAAGAGGGUUCCUAAGGUCGCUUUCAUGUUCCUGACAAGGGGACCUUUGCCGUUCUCUUCCUUAUGGGAUGUGUUUUUCAAAGGGCAUGAAGGGUUGUUCUCAGUUUAUGUGCAUGCUCUUCCGGAUUACCAGAUCAAUGUCCCCAAGAAUUCAUCUUUCUAUCAACGGCAAAUCCCUAGUGAGGAGGUCCAGUGGGGGUCAGUGACUUUGUUAGAAGCUGAAAAGCGUCUUCUCGCAAAUGCCCUGCUAGAUUUCUCAAAUGAGCGUUUCGUGCUACUAUCUGAGAGUUGCAUUCCUGUUUUUAACUUCCCCACAGUUUACGAUUACCUUAUCAACUCUGCCCACAGCUUUGUUCAAUCCUAUGAUGAUGAGUCACCUCGCGGCCGUGGUCGUUAUAACACAAAAAUGCAUCCUACUAUUGAGCUCAGCCAAUGGAGGAAAGGGUCGGAGUGGUUCGAGCUCAAUCGUGAGCUAGCCAUCGAUAUCGUGGCAGAUUACAAGUAUUACAGGAUCUUUCAAAAGCUUUGCAGGCCUAGCUGCUAUCCUGAUGAGCACUAUAUUCCAACAUACUUGAACAUGUUCCAUGGGGCUCUCAAUGCGAACCGGACUGUAACUUGGGUCGAUUGGUCGAGGCUAGGCCCUCAUCCAGCAACAUAUGGAAGAGAGAGUAUCACUGAGAGUUUUAUCAAAUCCAUCAGGAACAGUGGAGAAAUCUGCAAGUACAACAAUGAGCCAACUUCUAUCUGUUAUCUCUUUGCUAGAAAGUUUGCUCCUAGCGCUUUGGAACCUCUGCUCAAUCUUACCUCAACGGUUAUGGACUUCUGAUUUUCUCAGGGAUAUUGUUCUUAUUGAGACCUAUUGGUGUAUUAAUGUUUCAUUUGAAGGCCUUAUCAUAGCAACUCAUGGCAUAUGAAAUUGAAAUCUUCAGAGAUAUAAAAGCAUUACUGUGAGAAUGGAAGAAACAUAUAAGGUA
Molecule: messenger RNA, 2046 nt
Organism: Dendrobium catenatum
Lineage: Eukaryota; Viridiplantae; Streptophyta; Magnoliopsida; Asparagales; Orchidaceae
Product: glycosyltransferase BC10-like
Exons: 2
Coding region: 726-1898 (390 amino acids)
Cellular component (GO): membrane
Molecular function (GO): glycosyltransferase activity
Source: RefSeq, a predicted model, not a curated record